GUCACUCCCAGUCACACACUCUGACCCUCUGCAUCUCUCUCACACAGCCAAACACACUCUGUUGCCUUCAUUCUUAACCUCCAGAGCUUGCGUUUUCCUCCUUUCUCUUUCAGCUAUAAACACUGUCUCUCAUUUUCUCUCAGUUCCAUUCAUAAGGUCCCACAAGAAGACAUUUUGUCUCACACCACUGUACUGUAUUGCCACCCCCUCCUCGUUGUUUCCCUUCCUCAAACUAAACACUCACUCUUUCUCUUCACAUUGAGCUUCUAGGCAAAGUAAAACAGGGGGAAAGGAAGAGGGAGAAAGAGAAAGAGAGGGAAGAGUUUGAGAAUCGCGGGCCCCUCCUACUUUCCGGAGAUGCUCCAGCCCAUCCCUAAAUGGUGGGCCAAUGAGGGUGGCUCAUUCACAACUCAUGCGCUCCUUCUACAAUAGGUAAGGAGAGAGAGACAGAGAGAGCAAGAGAUAUAUACAAGGAGAGAGAGAGAGAGAGAGGGAAAAAGAGUGACUGUGUUUGGGGGAGAAAGACGGUGAGGAAGUGAGAGGGAAGACAAGGAAGAGGGGAAAGAAGUUACAACAAAGUUAACCCCUGGGGAUUAAGAAGUGACUGAGAGACAGGCAGAGAGGACAGAUGAAGAGAUAGAACUCAUCACAGGGACAGAUUUACAGUGUGGACAACCUGCACAGGAGAAAAAGGCAGUAAGUGGCUUUUGAACAGAGACUGGAGCUGGGAGAGGAGUAUUUUGAAAAGCAAAGAAUCAUUGGAACCUCCUCACUUGAUCAAAGCUGCCUCUUAAAACAUCAGAAGAACAAAAGAGAGUGUGACAAGACAGAAAUCCCUACAGGUGUAGAUGCAGACAGGUGGACAGUCAGACAUGUUGCCUGUGCUUCUGCUUCUCUGCGUGGCUGGAGGAGUUUGGGGGUCCGCCCCCGGAGUGUGGGGGUACGGACGGAUCCAGGACAGGCAGGGGCAGGCGGCACCACUGUGCCCGUCUCUGUGCCAGUGUGAAGAAGAUGGAAUCUUCAUCAUGGUGGACUGCUCGGAGUUGGGACUAUCAUCUGUGCCACCCAACCUCAGCCCUCUAACCACUUACCUGGAUCUGAGUAUGAACAACAUCAGCGAGAUCCAGCCCAGAGCCUUCCACCGACUGCACCUGUUAUCAGAACUGCGUAUCUCAGGGAAUCAGCUGAGGUAUAUCUCAGGCCACGCUCUCCAGGGUCUCCACAACCUCAAAGUUCUGAUGCUACAAAACAACCAACUGGAGAGACUUCCUGAUGAUGCUCCAUGGGACCUACCCAACCUACUGUCCCUGCGUCUUGAUGCUAACCUGUUGUCUGAGGUUCCGGCUGGGGCCUUUAGAGGGGUUCGCUCUCUAAGACACCUGUGGUUGGACGACAACUCCCUAACAGAGAUCCCAGUGACGGCCCUGGACUCUCUGCCCUCGCUGCAGGCCAUGACACUGGCCCUCAACCAGAUCACACACAUCCCUGAUUAUGCAUUCACCAACCUCUCCGCCCUUGUCGUACUGCAUCUCCAUAACAACAAGAUCCAGAGCAUGGGCGCGCGAUGUUUUGAAGGUUUACACAGUCUGGAGACACUGGAUUUAAACUACAAUGAUCUGCAGGAGUUCCCUGUGGCCAUCAGGACACUGAGUAAGCUUCAGGAACUGGGCUUCCAUAACAACAAUAUCAAAGCCAUCCCUGAGAAGGCCUUCGUGGGAAACCCUCAACUUCAAACCAUUCAUUUCUAUGAGAACCCCAUCCAGUUUGUGGGAAAAUCUGCUUUCCAGUUCUUACCUAAGUUGCACACACUUUCCCUUAACGGAGCAACUCAGAUUCAAGAGUUUCCUGAUCUGAAAGGAACCACCAGCCUGGAAAUAUUGACGCUGACUUGGGCCGGUCUCUCAGCUCUCCCUCUGGAUCUAUGUGAGCAGCUGCCUCGCCUCAGAGUGCUGGAGCUGUCUUACAACCAGAUAGAGGAUCUGCCCAGCUUUUACCACUGCUCUGCAUUGCAAGAGAUAGGGCUACAGCAUAACCAAAUCAGGAGGAUAGAGUCAAUCACCUUCCAGCAGCUCACCUCUCUAAGAGUACUUGAUCUGAGCUGGAAUAUGAUCGAGUGGAUCCACCAAGAUGCCUUUUCCGCGCUUCACUCUUUGAUCAAACUGGACCUGAGUGAGAACCGUCUCAGCUCAGUACCUGUUGCAGGUUUGGGGGGUCUCACCCAUCUCAAGCUGAGGGGCAACACAGAAUUAUACGAGGCCUUCAGUCCUGAUCACUUCCCCCGUAUGAGGGUAAUAGAGAUGCCUUAUGCCUACCAGUGCUGUGUGUAUGGUUCCUGUGAUAGCUACAAGCCAGCCAGCCAGUGGGACACAGAGCAGAGCAACACUGAUGAGGACCUACACAAGAGGACUGUAGCCAUGUACCCUAUCCACGCUGACACACACUAUGACCCUGACCUGGAGGAGUUCCAACUAGAAAUAGAGGAAUCCAAACUACAGACCAGUGUCCAAUGCACACCGACUCCAGGUCCUUUCCGUCCCUGUGACUCUCUGUUGGGCAGCUGGCUGGUUCGUGUGGGCUUGUGGUCGAUCUCCUUGGUGUCUCUUCUGGGGAACUCCCUCCUGCUCCUGUCCCUCUUUGGCUCACCCGGCUACCUGUCACCGCUCCGCUUCACUGUGGCCUGCAUGGGUGCCUCCAACCUGCUGACGGGUGUGUGUACAUGCACCUUAGCCCUUGUGGAUGCUCUAACCCUGGGAGAGUUUGGUCACCACGGUGCCCGCUGGGAGGGGGGUCCUGGUUGUCAGGCGACCGGAUGGGUCUGGGUGUUUGCGUCUGAGGCAAGUGUGUUGCUGCUGACUCUGGCAGCUGUACAGUGUGGCGUGAGCGUGACAUGUGCCCGCGCCUAUGGGAAGUCCCCAUCCCUUGGCAGUGUACGCACAUGUGCACUUUUCUGCCUCACUCUUUCUCUCACCCUUGCUUCUCUCCCACUGGUAGGAGUUGGAGAGUACGGGUCCUCACCUUUCUGCCUUCCCUCGCCCCUGCCACCCCCAUCCUCUCGACUGCCAUCAUCCCUGGGCUUUCCCUUGGCGCUCAUUAUGAUGAACACCCUGUGCUUGCUUAUUGUCACAGGUUCAUACAUCCGCCUUUACUGGGAGUUACUUAGGGGAGAAUGUGAGGGCCUAUGGGACUGCGCUAUGAUCAAACAUGUUGCCUGGCUAAUAUUCACCAAUGGCCUCCUCUAUGUACCAGUAGCUUUCCUCUCCCUCUGCUCCCUCCUGGGUCUCCUCUCUCUGGGGGAGGAAGUGCUAAAGUCAGUUCUCCUGCUUCUCCAGCCUCUGCCUGCCUGCCUCAACCCCCUCCUCUUCCUCCUUUUCACACGAGACCACUCCCAGUUCUUCUUCUGGACUCACCCCAAAGCGCGUCCACAGCUACGCCGGGACCACACUCUGGACUCGCUGGUUUCUGUGGAGACAGAGAAGAGCUCCUGCUCAGAUUCAUCGACACAGGUGUCACUCACUGAUGCCCUGUACAGUGGGGGGCCCCCAUUCCAACCCCGACUGGAUCCAAUCAGGUUUUCCCACUGCUCCUCUUCUUCCUCUGUUCCUCUCAUCCCUUGCCAGAUAUCCACUCCCACUGCCAGAGAUAGAGACAGGGUGACAGAACGAGGGAGCCUGAACGAUGAUGAAUUUCUGAAGAAUUUGGAUCAAGAUGUGAUUCAUAACACUUGCCCUCUGUAUCACUCUACCAUGACUCCCUCUCUCACCUCUCAUCCAUGAGCCUCCAAGCUAGUGGUCUGAAUAGCUGGGACACUAUGGACACUAAAGGACCAUCACUGAACAGCAGCAGCAAGACCAGCUCGGGGUUAUCAAUCCUCAAGCACCUCAGAAUGAGUCCACACAGAGACUAUAGAGUACUCAAGAGAAGACUAUGAGAACACAACAAAGUGCCUCUGAAAAUGGAGAGUGCAACUAAAAGUUCCCUUCACACUAAAGACUAUUAAAGGAAACACCACAAUAAAACAUGACUGCUAUAAUAAAGGACAAUUUCAGACACUACCCAGUGGACUGCGUCAGUCAUGGACUCGAAUGACAAAAAGAAAGCUAAAAUAAAAGUUUGUUAACUACAUGGAAAAUCCAAGCAUCAGACAAAUCAAUGGUAUAGCCAAGGGGAAUCUAGGUAGAACCAGUAGAAUUUUAAGUGUAAAUGUUUAUACUGAGAUGUGAUCAUGAGACAUGCAGCUUAGAGGUUACAGAUUGUUUGGUUAUAUUUUAAAUGGAGUUGUCUUAUUUGUUUGUUUUAAAUAUAUGUUCUAUCCUAUUGCUAAGGUCUGUUUCAAAGAAAGGGAGUCAUCAUCAGACGCGCCAGGACAUUUUACCAGAGUAAGCUAACAUUUUUCAUUCACAGAAAUGUUGUCAGAUAUACUUCUUUGCAACUGUGUAAUACCUGUUAUAAAAAUGUUAUUCUUUAUGUGGCAGCAAAAUGCAACAGAAAACAGAUCGCACAUACAGUUUUCACGAAUUUGUCGCGAAUAUGCAAUUGUGCUCAAAAGGACACAAGCAGUUAUACAGACUGAGUGGGAUGUAGCUAUCUUUCUACAGACAUUAGUGUAGGCUAGCAAUAUGUACAUACAAUGUAACUACCUCUGAACUAGCAUGGUAUUGACUCACUACAGCCUUAUGAUGUUUGUCUCCCUUUUUAUAUGAUAAACAGCAAAUAUAUAAUUUUAUAUAUUAAGAAAUAAAUCCUUAGCUUGUAAAAAAAACUUGCUAUUUAGGAUGUACAUACUUUGUAUACAACUGGUAAGCAUAUGUUUGAAUAAAAUUAUCUUCAUACUGUA
Molecule: messenger RNA, 4834 nt
Organism: Siniperca chuatsi (mandarin fish)
Lineage: Eukaryota; Metazoa; Chordata; Actinopteri; Centrarchiformes; Sinipercidae
Gene: lgr6
Product: leucine-rich repeat-containing G-protein coupled receptor 6
Exons: 18
Coding region: 849-3773 (974 amino acids)
Biological process (GO): G protein-coupled receptor signaling pathway
Cellular component (GO): membrane
Molecular function (GO): protein binding; protein-hormone receptor activity
Source: RefSeq, a predicted model, not a curated record